Molecule: messenger RNA, 1166 nt
Organism: Hibiscus syriacus
Lineage: Eukaryota; Viridiplantae; Streptophyta; Magnoliopsida; Malvales; Malvaceae
Product: ran-binding protein 1 homolog a-like
Exons: 4
Coding region: 147-806 (219 amino acids)
Biological process (GO): nucleocytoplasmic transport
Cellular component (GO): cytoplasm; nuclear pore
Molecular function (GO): GTPase activator activity
Source: RefSeq, a predicted model, not a curated record
CCUCCUCCUCCUCCUCUAUAUCGUCCAGAAAAAACUCUCACUCCCUCUCUCACUCUCCCCCUUAUAUAAAAACCCUAACAGCCAGAUAUUGUCCUAUUGCUAUCUCAAUUAAAAGAAAUACGCACGCCUCACCCUUAAAAUACGUUAUGGCAAGCAAAGAGCCCGAACAUGAGCAUAGAGAAGACGAAGAAGCUCCCGCCGCCGAUGAUGAAGAUACCGGAGCUCAAGUUGCCCCUAUUGUCAAGCUCGAGGAAGUGGCUGUUAGCACCGGCGAGGAAAAUGAAGAUCCCAUCCUCGAUCUGAAAUCGAAGCUCUAUCGUUUUGAUAAAGAAGGGAAUCAAUGGAAAGAGAGGGGCGCUGGUACUGUGAAGCUGUUGAAGCACAAAGAAACUGGAAAAGUUCGCCUUGUUAUGAGGCAAUCUAAGACUCUUAAGAUCUGCGCCAAUCAUCUAGUUUUGCCGACCAUGACGGUGCAGGAGCACGCUGGGAAUGAUAAAUCCUGCUUAUGGCACGCUCCUGAUUUUUCAGAUGGUGAAUUGAAAGAUGAACUUUUCUGCAUUCGAUUUGCAUCGGUUGAAAAUUGCAAAACAUUUAUGGAAAUGUUCCAAGAAGUGGCUGAAUCACAAAAAUCGUACGAGGAAAAUAAAGAUGCAUCUGCUGCUGCUGAGUCACUUGAGAAGUUGAGCGUUGAAGAAACGAAAGCUGAAGUUAAAGCUGGAGAGGAGAAGGCUGUUGCUACAAAGGAAGAGAAGGAAACAGAAAAACCAGAUGAGAAGAAAGAUGGGGAGACAGUUUCCUCUACCUGAAAGGCGUUUGCGUUUGUUUUCCAUGCCAUAAGGCUUUUGGAGAAUAUUGUGAGAUUUGUCAGUCACCUGAUUCAACACGUGUCUCCAAAUUAUUGGGGGUGAAACUAGAUACGUAAUAUAUGAGUUGGAGUGGUCGAGGUCCUUCGUGUCCUUAUAUUUGGGUUUGUGUCGAGGGUUGGUCAAACCCUGAGUCCUGUGUCAGUCAUGUUUGCAUGGUUAGAGGUGCGAUUGGGAUUUGGAUAAUGUGGAGGAGGAUUCAUUCAACUGGAAUUUUCCUGGUAAUAGUAUCAGCGUGUCAAUGAUGUAUUGCUGCUCUGACCAUACAUUGAAAGAUUUCUUGUUAUAGACUUUUUUUUAACC